AAGCAAAAUGCUGCGGGCUCCCCGAGGCUCGUGGCCUUCCCAUUGAUCAUAUCGAUAAUCUGGUAGCAACUUGCAUGGACAGUACGAAUUAAACCGCCAGUGAAAGAAGAUCACAGUAUGGUCCACCAAAAGCAACAUUGGUGGACAGCUCGUCUAUUCGUGAUAGUGUUACUACACACGAUUUGUUCCAGCUUUGCACAGGAUGAGCUACAGACAAAGGAUUACAACGAUAACGAGUGUGGAAAACGUUUAGCCCAACGGGAAGGGCUUGUGAAGGGCGGAUAUUCUACGCGUCCCGGUGACUGGCCGUGGCAUGUGGCGCUGUAUCAGCGUGGUAUCACAAGCGAUGGUUUCGAGUAUGCUUGUGGAGGUAGCAUCGUGCAUCGGUACCUGAUACUAAGCGCUGCUCACUGCGUCACAUUCGCUGCUAGUCGUCGGAAAAUACCGACCGAAAAUUUGCUGCUAAAGAUGGGUCGUUUCAACCUGUCGAACGAGAUAGAGGAACACGCCGAGGAGUUCAACGUGAUCGAAACGGUAGUGCACGUCGGUUUUCGGCCAACAACGUUCGAGAAUGAUAUAGCGAUCCUAAGGGUGCAAAUUCCAAUCAUUUUCAAUGAUUACAUUCAACCUGUUUGUCUGUGGAAGCGCGACGAUGGCUUCGAAUUACCGUAUGUUUACAACGAACAAGCGGGCACUGUCGUUGGUUGGGGACUGGCGGAGGAAAAUCGGCUUGGAGCGAUUCUCAAUGAAGCUCGCAUGCCGGUGGUCGACUCGUUGACGUGUUUGGCAAGCGAUCGUGCAUUUUUCGGUAGACUGCUGUCCUCGAAGGCGUACUGUGCAGGAUAUAAAAAUGGAACGGGCGUGUGCAAUGGUGACAGUGGUGGUGGAAUGUUUUUCCAGUUUCAAAACCGUUGGUACCUGAAGGGUGUAGUUUCAUUUAGCAACACAAUCGAUUCCUCUGGGCUGUGUAAUUUGAAGCAAUAUAUCGGAUUUACUGAUGCUGCACAGUAUAUUGAUUGGUUGUAUGAAAAUACACCUAACAGCGGAAUCGACGAUCCGAUACUGGGACAUCCCAAUAUUCGGCUUAUCAACCAAGGCAACUGUGGACGAAAUGAGCAUGUAUAUGAAUACGGUGAGGAGCGCAAACCCAUAUUUAAGCAAUAUCCUUGGAUGGUAGCGAUACGUCAUCCAUUCGUAGAUUCUGAGUAUGUUCCCUGUAACGGAGUGUUGCUCAACCGAAACUACGUGCUUACAACUACUUGUGUUGAUUUACAAGAUGAGAUCAGCGUAACACUCGGCGAUUACGACACGAGCAAAACGAAGGAUUGUGGUACAAUAGAUGGACAAGAACAAUGUGUUUCCUCAGUGCAAACUGUAUCGGUGGGUCAGCUAUUCCGCAAAGAUAACCUCGUUCUCGCACGUCUAACCAUACCAGCUGUUAUCGGACGACGAGAUCACAUUGAAGCAAUCUGUCUUCCGGUGACGCCACAACAGCGUGGGCGCUUGUACAAUCGCUACAUCAUGACGGGCUGGAAGGAGAGUGGAACUGACUCGCGAAUAUUGCAGCGCGCUUUGCUUGAAGCAAUCGAUUUGAAUAAGUGUCGGGCUGAGUUCCAGGGAGUCAGCUACGCUUCUGAAGCUUCUAAACAGAUGGAUAACAGAACAAUUUGUGCCCGAAACUUGGAUGAUCCUUCGCGAUCGCCAAGGUGCAACGAUUAUCAGCCAGGAUCGGCAAUACAGGCCAUUGAGAAGAAGUCUAAUCGAUAUUUACUUUACGGGUUACAGACAGGCAUUAGUUAUUGCUCCGUACCGGAACAGUACAUUGCUAUUAGCAAGUAUCUGCAGUGGAUUUUAGAUAACAUUCGUGGGUAAACACGUCAUUACAUCAAAGUUUUAGAACUGAA
Molecule: messenger RNA, 1904 nt
Organism: Anopheles funestus (African malaria mosquito)
Lineage: Eukaryota; Metazoa; Arthropoda; Insecta; Diptera; Culicidae
Product: polyserase-2-like
Exons: 3
Coding region: 118-1872 (584 amino acids)
Biological process (GO): proteolysis
Molecular function (GO): serine-type endopeptidase activity
Source: RefSeq, a predicted model, not a curated record